Molecule: messenger RNA, 1641 nt
Organism: Brenthis ino (lesser marbled fritillary)
Lineage: Eukaryota; Metazoa; Arthropoda; Insecta; Lepidoptera; Nymphalidae
Source: the annotation of a GenBank genome assembly
AUGCCACCGAGUAGCCUUCGAGUCGUGUACGCGUUCGCCAGAGAAAUGCAUCCUAAAACAACCGACGUUUUUAUACAAUACGGCACCGCCGGAUUCCGAACCAAAGCGAGUCUUCUCGAACAUGUGGUAUACCGCAUGGGUCUGCUCGCAGUAAUUCGCUCUCGCUGUAAAAAUGGUCGCGCAAUAGGAAUAAUGAUAACCGCGUCCCACAACUUGGAACCAGACAAUGGUGUCAAGCUAAUCGACCCAGACGGUGAAAUGCUCGAUGAGAGCUGGGAAGAAAUCGCAACGAGGCUAGCUAAUGUCAGUGACAAUGACUUAGAAUCAACAACGGAGCAAGUGAUCAAGGAAGUCAACGCCGACAUGACACUCAAAGUCAGUGUUUUCAUUGGCAUGGACACAAGAUAUACGAGUCCUCGCCUAGCAGCGGCCGCAGUGCACGGGGUCAUGGCUUUAAAAGGAACGCCAAAGGAAUUUGGUAUUGUCACUACACCUAUCCUACACUACUGCGUGAAAUGUCGCAAUGAUAACACUUACGGAAUACCCACAGAAGAAGGUUAUUACGAUAAAAUCGUCGGUGCCUUCAAGAAUAUUCGUCAAAAGCUACCAGUAACUGGUAACUACAACUCAACUCUGUACGUGGAUGGCGCUAAUGGCGUCGGAGGGAAAAAGUUAAAUAUCAUCAAAAAAACUUUAGACGGAGAACUAGAUUUAGUUCUGUUCAAUUUGGGCGGUAAUGGAGGGAAGUUGAAUUUAAAUUGUGGGGCAGAUUUCGUGAAAGUAUCACAAAAGCCGCCGGUGGGAGUGGAACACGUGCCCUUCCAGCGGGUGGCGUCGUUGGAUGGCGACGGCGACCGAAUUGUGUAUUAUUAUUUGGAUGAUGACAACAAAAUGCACCUGCUAGAUGGUGACCGCAUAGCAACCCUUCUAGCGAGCUACAUCUCCCAACUCCUGACCGCGUGUGACGCAACUCUCAACGUCGGCCUCGUACAGACCGCGUACGCUAAUGGCGCCUCCACGAAGUACAUUACUGAAGAAUUGAAAAUGCCAGUCAGUUGUGUCAGAACAGGUGUAAAACAUCUCCACCACGCCGCGUUAUCUUACGACAUGGGAAUCUACUUCGAAGCGAACGGACACGGCACCGUAGUGUAUAGUAAAGAAGCGAAAAAUACUAUUAGGAAAAUUGCCGAAGAAGGCGAGGCAGAGCAACGUAAAGCAGCCCAACUAUUCUUGAACUUCAUAGACAUGACGAAUGAGACGGUGGGAGACGCUAUAUCGGACCUAUUCCUGGUGGAGACUGUGCUGUGUGCGCGCGGCAUCGACGUGCGGGAGUGGAUGUCCUCGUACCGGGACUUGCCUUGUCGACAGCUGAAGGUCACUGUGAAGGACCGUAACGCAAUAUCGACAGCGGACGCGGAACGUCAGUGUACAGCACCAGAAGGUCUUCAGACCAAGAUCAAUGAACUAGUCUCUAAAUAUACCAGUGGUCGAUCGUUUGUCCGUCCGUCCGGUACUGAGGAUGUGGUGCGUGUCUACGCAGAGGCCGACACGCAACAGUCAGCAGAUAAGUUAGCCGCUGAAGUAGCACAAGCUGUGUACGAUUUGGCGGAUGGAGUCGGCGAUAGACCUGUGUUACCUGAA